Messenger RNA from Castor canadensis (American beaver), 2106 nucleotides. RefSeq names its product mesothelin-like protein. Gene Ontology annotation, cellular component: cell surface. Gene Ontology annotation, biological process: cell-matrix adhesion. The record is from RefSeq and is a predicted model, not a curated record. Lineage: Eukaryota; Metazoa; Chordata; Mammalia; Rodentia; Castoridae.
AUGACCAGUGCUCGGUGCCGCUCAGUCUUGGGCCCAAGAGUGGGUGCCCUGGUGAGCCCAGGUCUCACCCUCCUCCUGUCCCUCACUGCCCAUUGCUCCCAUCCCCAGGCUGAGGGCUUCUCCGAGGGAGGGCUGGAGGCCAGUGGGGCCGAUCCAUGGGCCAGAGCCAAUGCCGUCCUCCUGCAAGACUUUUGGUGCCAGCCAGCCAGCCAACUGCCCCGAGAGCAGCUCUCAGCUCUGAUCAGGAGCCUGGCCUCACAGCAGAUCCCACUCAAAGCCUGGCAGCUCAGCUGCCUGGCCAAUCUUGCUGCGUGGCUUGACCUCCAGGGCGACUUCCAGCUCCACCCACCUGAUCUUCUGCUCUUCUACAACCUGAGCCAGGUGAGGGAAGCUGACUGCCGGGCCUUCACCCACCGUGCUGCACAGGGGGACACAGAGCUGCUAGCCAACCUGCCUGACCAGAGGGUUGCCCUGCGGCACACAGCCUUGGCCUGCCUGGGAAAGCCCCACCUACAGCUCAGUGCCUCAGACCUGAGGAUCCUCGGGGUCCUGGUAUGUGACAUGGACGCAUCCAGUAUCGUGACCGCAGACCCCCAUGUGCUGCAGAACCUGCUGCGUUGUCCUCGGCUAACCGCCGCCCAGAGGACUGCUCUCAACACCCUGCUGGCCAGUGGAAGGACACAGCUUGGGCCUCCUAGCUCCUGGAACCUCGAGGGGCUGCAGGCCCUGGGACCCCUGGCCACCUACAUCAGCCCCCACCUGUGGAAGGAGAUACAGGAGGACGUGCGCCUGGACUUCUUCCGUAGCAUGGUGAUUGCCUGCCGGGAGGGGCGGCUCAGCCGGUGUGAUGCCAGCCGCUUUGUCACCAGCUUCCUGGAGUCCAGGGCCAACUUAGUGUGCUCAAGGCCCAAGCGGAACACAGGGAGAUCCUGUGUUCGUGGCAACAUCACCGCAGCCACGCUGCAGGACAACCUCUUCCUGGUGCGCUAUGACUGCACUCAGCUGGAGUCCUGCCUGGGAAGUCACGUGCUCAGAGCCAACCUGGACCCACUGCUGCAGCACCCACUGCCUGCCGAGUGCCAGCGCAUCGUCAAGGCCAAGCUCACUCAGAUCUACCCAAGGGGUAUCCCUGAGGACCAGCUGCAGCUCAUCACUUCGCUGGUCUACCUCUACUCCCGUGCUGAGAUAGACCAGUGGAACAUUACAUCCCAGGACACAGUCAUGGCUCUGCUGGCCUCAGACGUGGCUUUGGAUAACCAGACGGAGGCAGUCCUGCAGCAAUUCUUGGACCACAAUGGUACAGUCACUGGUGCCCUGUUAGUGGCCAUGGGGGGCUCCCGCCUCUGCUGGAUGAGUCCCCGGCAGAUCCAGACCAUUCGGCCCUCGGAGUUCCGGCUGGCCGGGGCUUUGGACAUCUCCUCCUGCCCUCAGAGUCGGAAGAACAUACUGUUUGCCAAAGCUCGUGAGGCCUUUGGUGGCACCAAGACCACAGAUGCCUACUACCGCUUCAUGCGCCCCUACCUUGGUGGUGCGUCUGUGGAGGAGCUGCAACACCUGGCCCAGGCAAAUGUCUCCAUGGACAUUGACACAUUCACCAACCUCAACCCCAGCGUGCUGCAGAGCCUGAGUGUCAGCAACGUGACAACAUUACUGGGCCAGAACGUGGGGGACCUGCAGAAGGCCCGCAGCCACCCCACCAUCAAUUCCUGGCUGCGCGGCCUCAACAGGUCCGCCUUGGGCGAGCUGGGCCUGGACAGCAACCUCAGCGUCCCUACCCCUGCCCACCUGACCAGCGAGCCCUCCCGUACUACCCACCCAGUGCCCCACCCAGCCCACACCUCAGGCCUGCAAGAAAACAGUGCUGUGGCUCCUGCCUCAGGUAGCCCUCCAGUCCACCGGGGAUACCUGCCGCUCACUGUGGUCCUGCCCUCCAGCCUCCUGUAUCUGCUGCUGUGUUGGGCACCUCUGAGCCCAACAGGGACUGCUCUCAGGGCAUCAGGGCCCCGGCCACUUGGGACAGCCCUGCCCCAGGGUAGCCAGGCCCACAGGCAUCACAUGCAGAAAAAAUGGAGCUCCUUGGUGGAGCUGGACGCCUGCCCAGCCUGA